This is a messenger RNA of Capsaspora owczarzaki ATCC 30864, 1440 nucleotides long. RefSeq names its product alpha-galactosidase. Gene Ontology annotation, molecular function: hydrolase activity, hydrolyzing O-glycosyl compounds. The record is from RefSeq and is a predicted model, not a curated record. NCBI's taxonomy places the organism in Eukaryota, Filasterea, Ministeriida, Capsasporidae. The transcript is spliced from 5 exons. Gene Ontology annotation, biological process: carbohydrate metabolic process. Bases 146 to 1294 code for a protein of 382 amino acids.
UUUUACCAGCUCGUAAAUCCGCUUGGCGUCCUUCACUCGUCGACUUGUCCUUUUUUGUCAAACGAGCUCAGUCUCAUUGCCCCUUUUGUUUGCUCCUCUCAACAGUUUUCUUUUAAACUCUUCCUCCCCUUCUUCUUUUCAGUCCAUGAAGGUCUUUCAGAUCUCUGCGGUGGUUGCUGCGCUGCUCGUCGCAUCCAGCGUUGGCCUGGACAACGGGCUUGGGCGUACACCGCAAAUGGGAUUCAAUACUUGGAACCAUUUCGGCUGCAACAUUAGCGAGGCGCUCAUCCGCAGCACCGUGGACGUCAUGGUUGCCACUGGACUGUCAGCUGUCGGAUACAAGUACAUUAACCUGGACGAUUGCUGGGCGGUCAACCGUACGGCUGCAGGCGUUAUCGUCGCCGAUCCGGUCGCAUUCCCGAGCGGCAUUGCAGCACUGGCCAGCUAUGUGCAUUCCAAGGGCAUGCUUUUCGGCCUGUACUCGGACGCUGGCACCAAGACCUGCGCCGGUCGCCCCGGAUCGGUCGGGUAUGAAAAGAUUGACGCGCAAACGUACGCUGCAUGGGGCGUGGACUACCUAAAGUACGACAAUUGCAACGCUCCUGCAGACCAGACCCCUCAGGUUCGCUACAAUGCCAUGCGCGAUGCCUUGAACGCGACCGGCCGCCCGAUCUUCUAUUCCAUGUGCGACAGCAUCGACGAUCCUUCCGCAUGGGCGAAGCCGGUCGUGAACAGCUGGCGCACCGCCAGUGAUAUUAGCGACAGCUGGAGCAGCAUUAUGAAAAUUGUCGACAAAAACGAGCCAUUGUGGAAGAUUGCAGGCCCCGGUGGCUGGAACGAUCCCGACGUGUUGGAAGUUGGCAACGGCGGGCUGUCGACCACCGAGUACACUUCCCACUUUACGCUCUGGGCGCUGAUGAAGGCUCCGCUCAUCUUCGGCUGCGAUGUUACCAAAAUGACCAACGACACUCUGCGCAUUCUGACCAACACUGAGGUGAUUGAGUGGAACCAAGAUUCGUUGGGAAUCCAGGGUCAUCGCGUCAAGCGCGGCCUCCUCUCGGAAGUUUGGAUGGCGCCCCUUGCCAAUGGCCGCUUUGCUGUUGUGCUGUUCAACACUGAUCCGCUGCUGAGUGCCCACAUGACCGUGACCUGGGCCGAGCUUGGUCUCACUGCCGGCAGCAAGUACACUGCUCGUGAUGUUUGGCAGCACAAGAACGUUGGGUUGUAUGCUGGCACUUUCGACGCACAAGUCGCUCCGAAGGGCGUGGUGGCUGUCACCCUCGUCCCCGCCUAAAGACACGAUGGUUUGAAAAGUGGGUGCGAUUGCCGAGUUCUUGAGGCGUUGUGGGCAGUUGCUAAAAAGUACAAAAAUUGGGGGUAGUUGCCAACGAAGAACUCGAUUAUCAAAGCCACACGUGAAGCGAACAAUUUCAACGAGCA